Messenger RNA from Solanum lycopersicum (tomato), 1538 nucleotides. RefSeq lists its product as uncharacterized. The record is from RefSeq and is a predicted model, not a curated record. Lineage: Eukaryota; Viridiplantae; Streptophyta; Magnoliopsida; Solanales; Solanaceae.
UUGUAAUUUAAUUUCUUUUGGUGGUAACAUAAAUUGCAGCCGUUCGUCUAAAACCCUAAACCCUCUCUUCCUACAGAAAUGGGGAAGAAGAAGAAGAGAGCCGAACGAGAAGCAGAAUCGGAACUCCUGAAUACAGAGACCAUCAAUGAGCAAAAUGAUCUUCAUCUCGUGAAUGGGGAUUCGAAGAAGAUAAAGAAGAAGAAAACCAAAGAGGUGAAGGAAGAAAGUGUGUUAAAGGAAAAACCCACGGUUUCCAUAGCACUCGCGGGAUCUAUCAUUGACAACACUCAGUCACUCGAACUCGCAACACGGUUGGCUGGCCAGAUUGCUCGUGCUUCCACCAUUUUUCGGAUAGAUGAGGUUGUUGUAUUUGACAACAUAGGUAGUUCAGUGGACUGUUCAGAUCCAACGAUGGAGGAUGGGUCACAUGAUGAUGAAAGUGGUGCUGCAUUUCUUUUCAGGAUUUUGAAAUAUAUGGAGACACCUCAAUAUCUUCGGAAGAGUCUUUUCCCCAUGCACAACAACUUAAGAUAUGUGGGUUCGUUGCCACCACUUGAUGCCCCACAUCAUUUGCGGAAGCAUGAAUGGGCUCCCUAUCGAGAAGGUGUCACACUAAAGGAUCGAAAUUCAACAUCUGGGGGAACACUUGUCGAUGUUGGGCUUAGUAAGCCUGUUGCAGUUGAUCAAGUCAUUGCCCCAGGAAUAAGGGUAACAGUAUCCAUGGGAGCAGAGAGAAACUUGGACUCAGGCAUACCACAUCAGGUUGUCUCUUCUUCAACACCUAUGGAGGAUGCAGGGAUGUAUUGGGGAUAUAAAGUACGAUAUGCUCCAAAUAUCAGUUCUGUAUUCAAGAAUUGCCCAUACAAGGGAGGGUAUGAUCACUUGAUUGGUACCUCCGAGCAUGGCCUUGUAAUGAAGUCCUCAGAUUUGAUUCUCCCAUCAUUCAGGCACCUGCUAAUUGCUUUUGGUGGACUGGCGGGGUUGGAAGAGUGUAUAGAAGAAGACAAUAACUUAAAGGGGAAAAGUGCUAAGGAGGUAUUUGAUUUAUAUUUGAAUACAUGUCCACAUCAAGGAAGCAGGACAAUUCGAACGGAGGAAGCCCUCUUGAUUUGUCUGCAAUACUUACAAGAGCCAGUCAACAAUGUUCUGCAGAAGAUUUAGUACCUCUGACAUUACCAAUCGUCUGAAGAAGCCUGGAUACACAAGUCUAUCUGUAUGGCCUCUCCUAUGCUCAGAUAUUGAAGAUAUUUCUAAGCAAGGAAAUCACAAGUUAUUGCAGUUAGUGGUGGCUCCUCCUGGUUUUUAGGGAACUCGAGGUGCUUGUACCAUGAGCUGAAUUGACCAGACUGUAUGUACUCCAUUUUUUGACACAAAUGGUAGGUGAACAUGAAUUGAACUUUGGAGUUCGGUACGCUGGAUUUCAGUUGAACUGGUUGACCUCUUUUUAUUGAGUUCCAUUCUAUAGUUCAUGUAAACAUAAAAUGAUGGGAAUUUUAAUUCAACGGGAAUUAUAUAAAUAUUCUGCUGUUGAUAUAUCA